This is a messenger RNA of Anneissia japonica, 2831 nucleotides long. Its product is annotated as chitinase-3-like protein 1. The coding region runs from base 798 to 2393 and encodes 531 amino acids. The transcript is spliced from 11 exons. Lineage: Eukaryota; Metazoa; Echinodermata; Crinoidea; Comatulida; Comatulidae. The record is from RefSeq and is a predicted model, not a curated record. Gene Ontology annotation, molecular function: chitinase activity; chitin binding. Gene Ontology annotation, biological process: chitin catabolic process; carbohydrate metabolic process. Gene Ontology annotation, cellular component: extracellular region.
AUGAGUUAUGAGUUAAGAUUGCAGUGAGGGGAAAUUCUUAUUUUUCUUUAUAUUUAACGUAAAGUGCAUUGAAGCUCCGGCAUUCUGCGACUAUAUAAGUUUAUCAUUAUUAUUAUUAUCAUCGUCAUCAUUAUCCCAUCAUCAUUAUUAUAGAACAGUAUUUUUUUACUGACCAGAUUUACUAGAAUUAUAGUGUAAUCAAAUAUAUCAAUGAUGUUCAGUAUAGUGAAUUGGUAAAAUAAUUUGUUCAUUGUUAGUUUGUAAAAACUAACCAGGUAUCAUCCGGUCUGCUUCAGAACCACCACACAACAAAGAUACUGUUGUGCUUCUUUGUUAACUGUAAUUAUUUAACCUCAUCUCAAGUGUCUCUAGGAUUCUGUACUAAACUAAUAUUUUGUGUCAUUACCCACAACUUAAAUCACACCUUAUUAUUUGAAAUCUUUGAGAAGAAUAAUCUCCAAAAAUAAGACGCAACCCUAUUGUGAAUAAUUGUACCAACUUGUUACAUGUAACAUCUAUUUUGUCAUUUAUAAUCGAAUGACAGUGAUCCACAGUUCAAUUAUGGAUUAAGAAGUUAUCUUAUAAAUAUUCCUUUCUAAUUUGUUUGAUCCUGUCUUUCCUUGUGAUCUCUUCCGAGUUUAAUCAUUCGAUUGGCUUAAAUACCACAACAAUUCACCAAUAGUUUACUAAGGGAAUAGGAUGGUAUAAAAGCAAAGAUCUACUCCUGAGUCUAGUGUAUUUCCAGGCUGCCUGUAGCAACGGUUACAACUUAGUUGAUUCUUGUGCACACCUUAAAAAUGGAAUACAGUUGGCAGAUCAUCUUUGUGUUGGCAUUGUUGACAAGUUUCUACGAUGUAGAAGCAAAAGAGUACCGUCGCAUUUGUUAUUAUACAAAUUGGUCGCAAUACAGAACCUCAAGUGUCUCCAAGUUCCUGCCAGAGAACGUUGAUCCCUAUUUGUGCACGCACAUUGUUUAUGCUUUUGCAAAGAUUGGGUACGGAAACGUUUUACAGGCUUACGAAUGGAACGAUGAGUCAACUGCUUGGAGUGUCGGCAUGUAUGAUAAGGUGAACAACCUCAAGUUGAAGAACCCAUCACUGAAGGUUUUGUUGGCUGUGGGCGGGUGGACUUUUGGUAGCCUUGGAUUCACCAAAAUGGUGGCAACAUCAUCAUCGCGUCGCCAAUUCAUAACCACAAGUAUUUCAUUUCUGAGAAAGCAUGGGUUUGACGGUUUGGACAUAGAUUGGGAAUACCCUGCUGACCGUGGUAGCCCAUCUCAAGACAAAUACCGUUUUACCACCCUAGUCCAGGAAUUGAGGGCAGCAUAUAAUGCAGAACCUGUUCCAGCCGGGAAAGAUCGACUACUGCUAGCAGCAGCAGUGUCUGCCGGUGAAGCAAAGAUUAACAAAGGAUAUGAAAUUGCCAAACUAGCCAGAGAAUUGGAUUGGGUUGGAUUGUUGUCGUAUGAUUUUCAUGGAAGCUGGGACAGAAGCACUGGACAUCACAGCGCCCUCUAUUCCCACGACACAGGCACUGCAAAUGGAAAACUUACAAUAAAAUGGGCUGCAAAAAAAUGGCUUGAUGGGGGCACACCAAGAGACAAGCUUGUGAUAGGAAUGGCAACAUACGGAAGAUCAUUUACCCUGUCUGGUGGGGACACGCGUUUAGGAGCCCCUGUGAAAGGUGGUGGCCUAGCAGGAAGACACACAAGAGAGGCUGGUUUUCUUUCUUAUUAUGAGGUCUGUCAGAUGAUAUCAAGUGGUGGUACGUCUGUGUACAGCCCAUCCAUCAUGGCGCCUUACGCUUACAAAGGAACACAGUGGGUCGGAUAUCACAAUACAGACAGCUUUAGGACUAUUCUCCAGUGGGUAAAAUCUGAAAACUUAGGUGGGGUGAUGGUUUGGUCACUUGAUCUUGAUGAUUUCUCUGGGAGAGGAUGUGGACAAGGAAGAUUUCCGCUUAUCAACGCCAUUAAGCAAGAGCUUAGUGAACAAGGUCCAGUUGUACCCCCUCUUCCUGUUCCAGUGGUUCCCCCGGUUCGACCCGAUCCAGUUGUGCCACCUGUUCGACCAGAUCCAGUAGUAACACCAGUUCGACCAGAUCCAGUAGUGACACAAGCUCCACCAGAUCCAAUGGGGACACCUGCUCGACCAUAUCCAGUUGUGACCCAGGCACGACCAGAUCCAGUUGUGACCCAGGGUCCACCAGAUAUUCCCACUUCCGGAGUCUUCCAAUGUCCGACGUCUUUUGGAUUUUAUGUCGAUCCAACUGAUUGUAGCUUUUUCUACAUUUGCGCUCAUUUCUUAGCUCAUCAUCGUCAAUGUACAAGAGGGACUGGGUUCAAUGGUCGCAUUUGUGAUUGGAAAUACCGCGUAGCUUCAUGCCAAAAUUGAACAUCUGUGAUUGGUUGAUUUUAAAUAAUAUUCAUUCACAUUCAACAUCAAGAAACCCACCAAUUACAAGAUGGAACGAUGCUUUAUUAACUAAAUUUCUUUAUAAAACUUACUGAGUGGAACGUUAUCAGAUACUUAAAAGAUGACUUUUUUUACCAAUAAUUCAGUGCUUUAGAAACACUGCCAAUGUUAACAGUUAUCUUCAGUAAUUUCUAUAUAUUAAAUAAAUCUUUAAUUCAACCAAUCAGAGGCUUCGAUAGACAUGUGGUAAGUUUACUGUAAUUCAACUUGAUGUCUUUAUUGAUUUGUUGUCUUGUAUCUAUGUAUUUAGUUAUGUAUUUAAGUUAUUGAUCUAUUUAUUUAUAUAGGCAUAUUGUAUCAAACAAAAUGUCAUAACAGUUUACCAUUAUUUGACAAUAAAAGCACAAUAAUUCAUAA